This is a messenger RNA of Amorphotheca resinae ATCC 22711, 2739 nucleotides long. RefSeq lists its product as hypothetical. Lineage: Eukaryota; Fungi; Ascomycota; Leotiomycetes; Helotiales; Amorphothecaceae. The record is from RefSeq and is a predicted model, not a curated record. The coding region runs from base 1 to 2739 and encodes 912 amino acids. The transcript is spliced from 3 exons.
AUGGGUGGAAAGGUGCUCCCCCACAUACUGUCUCCAGGUGUGGGUUAUGGGAAUGACUCGCCAGCUGGAUAUGACUCGGGAAUUCAAAGCGCGCCGAGGGGGGCCAAUCUGAGACCUCAGACCGGCGGAAGGAUCGACUUUCAGAAAAUGGAUCUUCAGGGUCCGACUGAUGCGGUAAUCCUAGAGGGAUACAGGAACGACAUAAUGAAUGGGUUUGAGGGAGAAAAACCUCUGUAUAAUCCUAUGAAUGCCUCUCGACCGCAAAGCUCAAUGCUGCUCAAUAUCAACGACCCCAUCCAAGUCCACCUCCUCGUCGAAACAGCGCUGGGCGACAGUCAGGAGUUCGAGUUGCUCUCCCCCGAAGAAGUCGACGACCUGAAGAAACAAUGCCAGUCCAUUACCCAACGCAUCGAGCAAACGCGACAGAGCCUCGCGAUACAAUCCAAAUACCGCGACGCAGCGGUCUCAAUGGCGAAGCUGUACAAUCCUUCCGAGAGGAGAGAGCGCAACAAUUCGAGGUCGAGCGCCAUGCAUCAUAAGAGCGAUUCUAUCAAACAGGCAGAUCUGGAGCGUUUGCAGAGCGAGAAGAAAUGCGAGGAGCUGGCAGCGGAACUGUGGUCUUUGGAGAAGAGACUGAUGGAGCCGCAGAGCCGAUUGUUAAAGCAUACAGCUGGCAUUCUACAAAUGACGCAUAAGGGCCCUAAGAAUAUGCCAAAAGGGUCAGGGCCACAACAGAGUGGCAUGCCCGGGAGUCCAGAAAGCAUAUACACCUACCACAAUGCGAGGAUCAGCUUGGAGCCAAUCACCGACGAGAUUCUUUUCGACGAGAGGAGCUUUUACAGAGCUGCGGAUCGACUCGAUGCGUAUGGCGGCGAUCUAGAUGGUAGAGAUAGCUAUGGGCCUCCGCCAAGGUCGCAGGCAAGAGAGCAGAUGCAACUGAUAUCGAAGACGGAACAGACUUUGGAGGAUCUUAAUACACGGCUCAGGGAUGUUAUCAUCAAAGCGAACCCUCAACGACAGAAUAGUUAUAGCCUUCCACCGCUUGCGAAGACAACCCCUGAAGGGAGAGCUGCAGAUCCUGGAGAAACACUCCAGAGCCACUUGGACUAUCUGGAAAAGAGCAUACAAGCAAUCGAUGAGGAACAUAGCCAGUCAGCUAAACAUCAGCUGGAGUCGGAAAGAGCCAUGGAAGAAAAAAUCGAGGAACUCAACCACGAAGUUCGGGCUCUCCUCCUUCCAUAUGUCCCUGAUCGCCCCGAGCCACCCCAACCUACCGGAAGCGGAUUGGAGCAGCAACUAUUAUACUUCCAAGACAGCAUUGGGGCGGUCGAAAUGGAACUCGCAAAUGCUGGAAAUAAGAAAGCCGCAACGGAUGACCCUGGACAGAUGGAGACAGUGGUUACGGGUCUUUGGGAUAUCAUCCAGUCUGGCGAGCAGGAUAUGAGGAGGAAGAGAGAAGAGAGAAGAAUGGCGAGAUCUGCGAAUGGGCUUCCGGAGGAUGAGGAGGAUUCUCCUGACGAGGGUGACGAUCCGAAUGAACCCUUCUCGCUUCAAGCAUUCUCUACCAAGGUUCAAUGGCUGUAUUCGCAGGCCACGCGACUGAAGGAGCAGAAGAAGGUUCUGCAACGCCAGAUCAAGCAACAACGGGAAUUGAACAGCAAAUCGGAUGCCACGAAGGAUGCCGAGAUAGUUCAAAGGGUUGAGGAGCUGGAAAGGACAAAAGCCUCACUUAUGAGGGCCGAAACUGAUGCCGAUAACGUGCGCCAGCAGCUCAGUGUCGUGAUGGAGAAGCUCGACCAAGCACAUCAACAAGAACUUCUACGGGAACAAGAGCGGUCUGGCAGCGAUUCGGAAGCCGUGCGCGCGGCCCAAGCCGAGAUCGAGAUGCGAGAGCAAACGAUCGCCAGACUCGAAGAUCAACUUCAAGAGCUCAAGGACGACCACAAUAUUAGCAAUGCUGAAAUCCAAACUCGGAUUUCGGAGAUGGAAUCCAGGAUUGCAGUCUUGACCACAGAAUUGUCUGCUGCGGCUGCAGCUCAAGCGACGGCCGAGAACGUGGUUAAGCAGAAGGAAGAAGAGUUAGCAGCGAAGGAGCGGGAGGUGGACAGUCUGAGUCUUGAUCUUGCACGUCUUCAGACAGAGGUCACGAUCGCACGUGCUGAGCUUGAUGGCGCUUACGGGUCACGGGCUGAGCGGGCUGCGGAGGUUGCUGCCAACCCAGCCAUCCAAAAAGAGAUCGACGACCUAACGAAGAAGAACGCUUCUCUGACGGCCGAAAUAGCACAACUGACAGCCUCCAUUGCAGCCGUAGGCCAAGGAUCACAGGAGUCGGAAGCGCAGCUGCGGACAUUGAAAAAGGAAUUGGAAGAGACGAUUACGGAGUACGAAAUAAUGACGAAAGCAAGUAUCGAGUGGGAGAAGGACAGAGAGAAGCUGGAGGAGACAAUUGAUAAGUUGAGGGAUGAGAAAGAGAGCCUUCAGAGCCAGUUGAGUGAUGAGAAUGUUCGCUGGUUGGGCAUGAAGAACCAGGGUGGUGAAAGCUCCGGACCAGGCAGUACGAGCACGACGGUACUGAAGAACGAAUUCAAGAAGAUGAUGAGAGACACGAGAGCGGAGAACGCAAGGGCUUUGAGGGCGGAACAAGCAGAGAGGCGCAAAGUCGAAGAGGAACUCCGAGCGCUCAAACGACAACAAGGACAUGGAAAAUCAAGUCUGUCGCAAAGCAUCGGUGCCUCCUAG